GAAAGCGAAUGUGAAACUCGGAGCUCAGUCGUGACGCCCGUAUAUAAGAAGCUGCACCGCUAGGAUUCGGGUGUCUGACUGGGAGACGGGGAGAGGACAGCGGCGCAGUGUGAGAUGUAAGUCAUCAGAUUUCAUCUGCAGUUUGGUGACUUGAGGAUGGGAGGCUCAGAAUCAAAGCCAAAACCAGUUGAAAACAUAUGCCAACUCUCACCACUGUUACCUAAACCAUGGAGAGAGGUGGAGUUCAGCAUGCGAAAAAAGACUGAACUCUUGGAGGAGGUGAAAAAAUAUGAAACACUGACUGAUGGCGUGGAACAGCCCAGAAUUCUGCUGACUGGGCAGAUUCAAGCAGGAAAAAGCAGCUUCAUCAACUCUGUUAAUUCCAUCUUCAGAGGAUAUCCAAUAUUCCAGGCCGCAGCUGGUUAUGGAAAACAAAGUGUGACCAAACAUUACAGAACCUACACAAUUUCUGAUUCCAAGGGUGGUGGAAGGCUACCAUUCAUCUUUUGUGACACCAUGGGCUUGAACGGAUGUGAUAAUGAAGUUGGAAUUCUUCCUCAAGAUGUCAUCAGCAUAAUUAAUGGAUAUGUUCCAGAUAAUUAUAAGUUUGAUCCCAUCACUGCAAUGUCAACAUGCAAGAAAUGCACAGAGAGGCCCAGUCUGGCAGAUCAGGUGCACUGCAUCGUCUAUGUCGUUGAUGCCUCCACAGCAAGCCUCUUGGACAAAGGACUGCUGAAAAUGCUCCAGAUAAUUCAAGACAAAGCCUGUAGCCUAGGAAUUCCCCAGCUUUUGCUGCUCACUAAGGUAGAUUUUGCCUGCAACAUCGUUAAAGAUGACCUUACCAAAGUAUACGAGAGCCGCUACAUUCAUGAAACAGUAAUAAAAGUCAGUCAAAUGGUGGGUGUCCCAGUUACCUGUAUUUUGCCAGUGAGAAACUACUGGUGUGAGACAGAGCUGGACAUGAAGGUGGACAUCCUGAUCCUGAAAGCCCUGCAAGAAAUCCUGAGACAAGCUGAUGCCUUCUUUGAUGAGAUAAAGAGGAUAGAGUGAACAAGCACCUCCUUUAUCUAAUGAAUGAAUUUCAUGUAGAAUAUUAAAGUCAUAAUGUUAAGGUUGCUACAGUUAGGGUCAACAAUUAAAGGGAAAUAUAAGUUGAAGUUUAUAUGAAAUGCAUAAGUCCAUUAAACAUCAACUGUUAAAGACAUACUCAAAUAAGAUUGAGGAAAGCUUUGGUUUUGAGAGUCUUAUUACUCACAAUGUUACGAUAUACCCAAAAGUACAAAUGUCUUACUCUUGUCUGGCACACAAAUACAGUAGCUUACAACUCACCAUAGUAGGGUUUAGUGGUUAUUUGAGUUGCAGUUCUUCUGCUUGCCAUUCUCCCACAUCCAUCUCCAUAUGUGUUUCCUCAAGGCACAUGUGAAAGUUGACUGGAAAAUCUAAAUUUACUCAAUAUAAAUGAGUGCAAGUGUGUGUGUACAUGUGAGACUUGCAGUGGGCUGGUACUCUGGACAGAGUUGGUUCUUGCCUCACAUUCUACACAAACACAUUAGACUCCAACCCAUCACUGCAUAUAAGAACAUUAGAGCAAUUUUGGUGAGAACAGGCCAUUCAUCUCAACAGAUCUGCCAGUCCCAUUCACCAAAUUUUACAAAAUGAGGUCAGGUUUUGGAGGGCUUUGAAGUCUGACCACACCACUUGCUCACUUAAGUUUCUGAGGCCCUCCGUAAUGAAGAAAACUUUUCUAAAGUGUGAAAUUUUCUUUUAACAAGUUCCUACCUGUGUUCCAGUGUUCUUGUUGAGCUCAUUUUAAAGUAACAGCUAGAAUCCACUGUAUUAUUUUUAUUUCACAACUUUAAACACUUCAGCCAUGUCUCUUUUUAAGUUGAGGUUUGUUUUUUCUUUAUAGCUCAAACCUUGCAGUCCUCUGAUAAGCCUAGUUGCCCUUUUCUGGCCUUUGCUUACUGUGGCUUUAUCUUUAAUUAUAAAAAAACAGUAAUGACACACUGCACGAUAACAUGCAGUGAAUACACUUGACUUGAGCAUUCCUAGUUUUCCUCCUCUUUCUUUCUCUGUACGUUUAUCACUCAUUUGCUCAGAGGUUGAUGCGCUUGCUGCUUCCUGAGCUGCUCUCGUUUUUCUCCACCCUAGCGGCCCGCUUCUUCUCUUCUUUCAUCUGCAUCUUUUCAAGUUAAAAUUGAUUAAGUCAGUGUUUGUGUUGCAAUUACUUUGUACGUUUUCUUUAAUUUUUCACUUAAGCUGGCACUUAAGUCUUCAAUCUGCCUCAAGAAUGAUUUAAGAUAUGAAGAGGUAGGGGAAGUGACGUCGAAGGUGAUAGGAAUGAGAGCUGCGCCCUUAUGCAUGCACUGCACUGCUGCCCUGCUGGUCGCUGCCGAGAGUUGAUUCUACAAUAAAAUAAAAUAAAAAUAAAAAUAGGAAUAAUCUUGGCAGUCAAUCAUCACCCGGAAAGCAGAUAAUAGACGUCAGAUGGUAUAUGUGUACAAAAUUUCAGGCCAAUAGUUCAAAGGGUUUGCGAGCUACAAGUGAUUUAAAAUCCUGGACAGACAAACGAACAGCCACGGUAGUGUAUUAAAUAUUAUAAGAGCCAUUUUCCUAGUUAUAUAAACUUCAUAAAUAUUUUACUAGAUGAUAAUGCAUAAUCUAUGGGAGGUUCCUAUAACCCCCAUAAGUAGAAUUGUAUUGGUAUAUUUUUGCCAUUUCUAAUAGCUUUGAGUAAACUUUAUUCUUCAGUUAGUGACAGCCUUGCCAUGUGUAAGGUGUAGAGGCAUAUGGUUUUAAACCGUGACUGUGCCUGAGGGCCUACGGGCUCUUUGAGUGUGUAAAAUAACUCUAAGAAAAUAGUGCUUAUUUAAGUACUGUACCGUACGCUUAAGGCGUACAGAAGAAGAAAUUAAGUACCUUUAAGUACAGAAAUAACUAAAGUGUCUCAAGAAUUAGAGAAGAUACAUUUUUCUUUUUCUUUGCUUUUUAUUCUAUGUGUGUAACUAUUUUUUCUUUUAUUUUUGUGUGGAUUAUUUUCUUUUAACUUUCACUAAAUAUUUUUAAAACUACCAAGAGAUUUCUUUCAACACACGUUUUACCCGUGCAUGAUCUCGCCUUAUGCUUCGGUGGCUACAUAUAUAAAGACUGUAUGCAGAACUCCAGAUGAGGUCUCACUAGUGUGUUAAAAAUCUUAAGCAUAACGUCCAUGUCUCCACACAUCAGGGCGCUAUGUAAUCUCACAACUUAUUAGCCUUUGUGAUCACUUCUGUACACUGUCUGGAUAUACACAGUGAUGAGUCCACUACAACUCUUGGGUUACAUUAUAACUUGUUUUUUUUUUUUUUUGUAUAGCACUCUUCACUGAUUGCAGGCACACAGCACUGUGAACAAACACACACAAAAAUGUACUAAUUACUAAAUACAGAACUGGUGUGCACAUAAAUACAGAUUUGGUAAAACACACAGAGAACAAGGUAGAAAUUGAUUAAACAUAAAUGGAAACCAACAAUCUCUGUCUAUCAAUUGGUGAACUAUGACCAGCAGCUCUAGUCAGGGUGUGCUAAAUGGAAGUCGUGAGUCUUCAGCCUGAUUUGAAAGCUGAGACCGAAGGGGCAUCUCUUAUAGUACAAGCAAACCACUCCACAGUUUAAGGGCCCUGUAACUAAAAGCUCGACCUCCCACUGUUAUUUUAUUAAUCCUUGGAAUCAUAAGCACACCGGCAUCUUGAGAUCUUAAUGUAAGCACUGGUUUGUAAGUCAUGAUAAGUUCAGUUAAGUAAGCCAGACCUCUGCCAUUUAAGGCAUUCUAUAUUAAAAGGGGGGGUUUAAAAUCUGCCCUAAACUUAACCGGGAGCCAGUGUAAGGGUUUAAGAACUGGGGUUAUGUGUUCACAUUUUCUGGUUUCUUGUAAUAAAUUUCACAGAAUCAUUUUGAAUUAACUAAAAGCUGCAUAAAGAACAAUUUAAACAGCCAGAGAACACUGCAUUGCAUUAGGGAAUUCUACUAGAAAUAAAUGCAGGAAUUAAUUUCUCAGUAUUUUCCAUAUUUAGGAAUUGUCAUAAUCUUCCAACAUUUUUAAAAUGGAAAAAGCAUGUUUCAGAUGGUUUUGUAAUGUGUGUUUAAAUGACAUGAUAGUGUCAAAGAUAACGCUGAGAUUGUGGGCUGAGACAGUAAAAGUAAUGGUGAUUCCAAUUUAGUUAAAAAGUGACAAAAAGUUGUUGUGGUCUCAUCCAUCCACUCCUUUAACUCAGUGACACAAUUAAUUUAUGACAGCAUAGGAGAAACGUCACCUGGUCUAAAAGAAAGGUGUAACUUGGUGUCAUUGUCAAAUGAGUGAAAAUGAAUGUUAUGUUUUCUAAUGAGAGUUCCCAAUGGAAUCAUGUAAAAUAAAAACAGUAAAGGACCCAGCACUGAACCCUUCUGUGUAUAGUGAUGGCGUCCUGUCAGCACACUUCUGUACUGAUAACAGUUUUAUAAGUUACAACCAAACCAGACAAGCACAGGGCCUUAGAGCCCCCAAAUGUCAUUUUCCACCCUCGGUAAUAAAAUAUGGUCAAUGGUGUCAAACACUGCAUUUAAAUUUAACAGCAUACUUGCUGUGGAGUUUUCUUCAUCAGAGAAUAUCAGAAUGUAGUUUACAACAUGUGUUAGUGCCAUUUCUGUUUUUAUGACUGAGGUGAAACCAGACUAGAAUUUCUCAGAUAAAUUGUGAUGUGUAGAGUGAGACUGAAGCUGAGUGGUGACUACUUUUUGAAGUAUUUUAGAAAGAAAGGGUAAAUUUGAAAUGGGUUUGUAAUUAUUAAGUGUAUGUAGGUUUCAGGUAUGACUUUUUAAGUAAUGAUUUGAUAACUGACACUUUAAGUGCAUCAGAAACUGCGUUAUUCACUAAUGAGCUAUUGAUAAUGAGGUUUAAGAAAUCAAAGUUACGACGUCCUGUUCUGUUACCAAAGUAAAGUGAAGUGGUAUGUGUAAGGCAAGACAGGGUUUGCUAAUCUAGGGUUACAUUUGUGAGGUGACACUAAGAUCUGGGAUAUUGUAUUGUCAAUUUACUUAUUAAAGAAGUUCAUAAAUGUGUUGUUUCUUCUCAAAAGGUUGUACUUUCAAAUUUUAAAACUCUUAUUGUGUAUUCAGAUUUUACAUUUUUAAAUUAUUUGUUGUUGCAAUAACGAGACAUUACACAGAUAAAGGUUUGGGGCAGCCACCCGUAUAAUGUGGUAUCCUGGCUGCAAAGUCGUUUGUUCAAUAAAGAGCACUGAUGUGCAUACAACAGAGUCCAAAACAAGACUGACACAUAGGGAAAAUGGUUAGACUUUUAAAGGGGAAGACAGGAAGUGAGGUCAUAUGGGUCUGGCUGAGGUUCAUCUGCCAUUGGUUUGAGCCCGGAGAUGACAUCACAGGGGCCGGAGCCGCUAAGGUCUUCUUCCAUUGGCUCGGUCCCGGAAGUGACAUCAUGAGAGCCAGGUGAGAUCUCCCGAGAAUGGUCUACAGGCAAAGGAAAAAAAGAAUCAGUACACUCUGCCACAUCCCGGCAUGCCUCAGAACUGCCUUCCCUCGAGCCCUUUAGCUGCCUCCCAUGCGCACGUGUGUGACAUUGUUUAAUACUUUACACUUUUUUCUUAAUAAUUGCUUCCAUCUACAGAUUAACCUUAUCAGUCUACAGCUACUUGGCUCAGCCAGAUUCCCUUUUUUAAAUAAUGGGAUAAAUGAGAAGUGGACUGUCGAUAGUUAAGGCAUAUAAAAGAACAGUGCUUGCUGAGUCACCACAUGGAAACACCUCAGAACAGAAAUGGGACAAUAUGGAAGUUUUAAGUAAACGUAAAGUCCUGACCUUCAAGUUUCAAAUCAAGUGUCAAAUUAUAAGGAUUACAUUCAAGCAAGUCAAGUCGAGACAUUGUUGAGAAGACCUGAGUAGGAAAAGUGCUUGCAGUUUCAACACUAAGUGCAUUUAAUCAGUUUGUGAAAAUGUCUACUAACAUUUAAGAUUACAGUAGCCUUUCUCAGAGAAAACACAUUUUCAAAAAGAAGUGACAGCAAUUGGUAUAUAAAUAAGUUAGUUAAGUACAGCCCAUAAUAGUAGAGUAGUGGAUCCAACGAUCUCGGCACUGCAACUUUUUUGCGUUUUAUGUUAACAAUUCCAAAUGACUUUUCUUGGGUUCUGUUCAUUAUUUUAAAAAGUAAUAGUCUGCAUUUAGUUCUGCUCAAACUGCAUUGUCUGUUCUAUGGUUAUCUCUAAUAAACAAAAGUAAUGUAUAUGGAAAUAUCAAAGGUGUAAUUAUUAAAGAUGUUAAAUAAAACAAUAUACUUUCUAACAUCUGACUGGGAACAAACAACAAUAUAAUGACAUGCCAGCUAUAGAAUGGACUGUGUUUCGCGUGUGUAAAUUUAUAUUUUCUCAUCUCCCCAAAAACCAAUCAAAGUUGGCACAUUACAAUGAAACAGCACAAGUGUCAUGUGUUCCAGCUCCUCACACUAGCAUAAGCUAAUGAGUUAAAGUGUUAAAGUCAUCUUUACUCUGAAAUCUCUUAGUUUAAGCAUCUAAACAUCUUAGCCAUCUAAACAUGAUCUAAUACAUGUUGUUCACAACUCAGGUAGCAUACUGUAACAUUUCAGCACUUUGAGAAAAAUCUGUGAGCUAGAAAAGAGGGCUAACAACAACUUUGUAUAGCACUGGGGAAACAACACUUAUGAGACCUCAUUGAUGGUAUAAUAAAGCACAUACAGCGUUCUUUGCAGGAUCAUUUUGUACAGGCCCUCAUUUGGACAGUCAGUUCACAGAGAUGGGAGAAACAAAUGGAUCGUGCAUCAGCCUCGCACCCCAAAUGGAGAGUGGAUGACUCGAUUCAGUGUGGUAGAAUGUUCAUAGGCAGCUGGAAACAGGGUCGGCGGAACCAGGAAUUUGACACUCGGUCAAGGAGAUAGGUUGAAGUUGAGACAGUGACAUAAUAAUUACUGCAUUUGGGGUCAACGCUCUAGCAGGUAAAUGUCUUUAUGAAAUUUAAAGUGACAAAGUUUAAAGAUGUUGUUGUAGUUUUGGUGAUAUUUGACCUGCCACGCAUGUAGGCAGCCAUGUCACUCUUUGCAGUAUAGUCUCCAGUAAAUUCAGAAUAGCCAAAAAUGUUAAUCCUCAGUGGUGAUCCCUCCAUUGCUUUGCCUUCCAGCACACUGAUUAGUCAUGAUGACUUUUGCAGGUAUUUAGUACAGAAAAUAUAUUAAUAGAAUGUAAAUUAAAGAAAUGCAAUUUGAAAA
Molecule: messenger RNA, 7247 nt
Organism: Erpetoichthys calabaricus (reedfish)
Lineage: Eukaryota; Metazoa; Chordata; Cladistia; Polypteriformes; Polypteridae
Product: interferon-induced protein 44-like
Exons: 8
Coding region: 157-1050 (297 amino acids)
Source: RefSeq, a predicted model, not a curated record